Ramularia collo-cygni is the source of this 276-nucleotide messenger RNA. RefSeq lists its product as uncharacterized. The coding region runs from base 1 to 276 and encodes 91 amino acids. The transcript is spliced from 2 exons. NCBI's taxonomy places the organism in Eukaryota, Fungi, Ascomycota, Dothideomycetes, Mycosphaerellales, Mycosphaerellaceae. The record is from RefSeq and is a predicted model, not a curated record.
AUGUCCGACUCAACAGCCCAGCCAACCCUCAUCGGAGGCCACGCUGAAUAUGUAAAGGGAGCCGUAGAGGGUGCCGUUGGAGCGGUCACUGGCUCCGAAGCCUGGAAGGAUUCAGCAGAGAAAGACAAGAAGCAAGGAAUCGAUGACAUGAAGGCCGCGAGUCAAAACCGCGAACCAGCAACAAGUGGAUUUGGCAAGGCUGAGGAAGUCGUGGGAAGCGCAGUUGGAUGUGAGGGGAWGGAGAAGGAAGGUGCGGCGAGCAAGACGACGCAAUAG